Molecule: messenger RNA, 2367 nt
Organism: Anopheles aquasalis
Lineage: Eukaryota; Metazoa; Arthropoda; Insecta; Diptera; Culicidae
Product: organic cation transporter protein
Biological process (GO): transmembrane transport
Cellular component (GO): membrane
Molecular function (GO): transmembrane transporter activity
Source: RefSeq, a predicted model, not a curated record
ACCGACCAACCGACAGUACGGCGCACGAUCGCUAACGAAGCGAACGGUUUUUGGCCACCUAGCAGCAGGUGUAGUGGUCGCCUCCGGCAGACGACGAAAGCUUAAGGGAAGUAACGCACGCCAGCCAGCCAGCCAGCCGGUUUGCUGUAACGCCCUUUAUACUCCUCGGCUUCGUGGUUGAAGUGUAGCAGAUUUUAUCGAACACGCACCAAAGCGAGCUGGCUGAAGGUCGCUCGAAGGCGGUAGACGAGAUUGUUUGCAAGUAAACGAUCGCACGGCUGUGAGUGAGAGCUGAGUUGAGCUGAGCUGAGGUGGGAAAACGAGUGAAAAGUGUUGCAAAAGUCGAACGACGAACGGUGCAAGCACGUGGUCAACGGUGGUGCAUCCAACGGCUGCUUCUAGCCGAGCUGCUGAGUAAUUAGCAGAACGAUAGCGUGAUACUGACUCCUCCGGGUACUGCUGUGAUAGUUAGUGAAACAAUAAGUUAAAAUGGCUACCAAGAAGGAUGGCGAGACGACAAAGAAGAACUGGAAUCUGGAUCCGAUCCAGCGGGCGAUGGGACAGCUCGGCUGGUGGCACAUACUCGUCUGUGCCGUUGUGUUUCCGUUAAAGUUCCCGGUGGCCUGGCAUCAGAUGAGCACCAUUUUCCUCGGACCGACCGUGAAUUAUACCUGCGCAUCGGAUCCGUCGCUGGAGCCGUGCGAUGAGGCGUGUACGAGCUGGGCCUACGAUAACAGCACGUUCAGAACGACGAUCACGAGCGAGUGGGAUCUGGUCUGCACCAAGGGCAAUCUGGUGAAGCUGGCACAAACCAUCUUUAUGUUCGGUAUCCUGGUCGGUGGUGUGCUGUUUGGAUCGCUGGCUGACAAAUACGGCCGCAGACCUCCGUUGGUGAUUGCCGUUCUCAUCCAGCUGGUGGCAGGCGUUGGCGCUGCAGUCAUCGGUUCGUUCUGGGUAUUUGUUGUGUUGCGUUUCUUGUCCGCAGUAGCCACCGGCGGUACCAUGGUUACCAGUUUCGUACUGGUGAUGGAAAUCAUCGGUCCCAAAUGGCGUGAGCUGUUCUCGGUUCUCUACCAGAUCCCGUUCAAUCUUGGCCACCUGACACUGGCCGGAUUUGCGUAUUUCCUGCGCGAAUGGCGUCAGCUCCAGUUUGCCCUUUCGAUCUUUUCCGUGCUGAUGGUGUCGUACUAUUGGUUGGUGCCGGAAUCCCCGCGCUACCUCUUCACCUCGGGCAACGUGGACGGAGCGGUGGCGGUGCUAGAGACGGCCGCCAAGCGCAACAAGCUACCGACCGAUACGAUCCGCAGCGAUAUCGAGCUGUACGCCAAGGAGAAGUCCCGCAACGCAUCGGCAUCCGACUCGAAGGGUAACGUGCUCGAUCUGUUCCGGACGCCGAAUAUGCGCGCCAAGACGCUGUACAUGUGCUUCAACUGGUUCGUCUGUGGAUUGGCGUUCUUCGGUGUGGCCCAGUACGUUGGCCAUGCCGGUGGUGAUAUUUACACGAACGUGGCGAUCAGUGCGGCACUCGAGCUGCCCGGUACGCUGCUCUGUAUCUACUUGAUGAAGGCGUACGGUCGCAAGAAGACGCUGAUCUUCUCCAACACUCUGACCGGCAUUUCGAUGUUAGCGAUCGCGUUCGUGCCACGGUCGGCCAGUGUGCUCAACGUUGGACUGGCCUCGGUUGGGUUGGUCGGGAUGAGCAUCAGCUUCCCGACGGUCUACCUGUACGCCGGUGAGCUGUUCCCGACGGUGGUCCGGAAUGUGGGCAUCGGUACGGCGUCGAUGAUUGCCCGGUUCGGUUCCAUGAUCGCUCCGUUCGUUGCCGGCUUUGGUUCGAUCGCGUACUGGUUGCCACCGUGCAUCUUCGGUGCCACGCCACUCAUCGGUGCGUUCUUUGUGUUCUUCCUGCCCGAAACGCAAGGCCAUCCGCUGCCGGAAACACUCGAGGAUGGUGAAAACUUUGGCAAGCGACACAAAACCGAUGGGCCAGCGAGUGUUGAGAAUGGCAAACACUAACCCGCAUUUCGAAUUCGAAUUAGAAUAGAGUUUUUUUAUGUUUCCUUUUUCUUUUUUACUCAUAUUGUUCCUUUCGCCACUGUCGACACUGUGGCCACUGUGUGUCCACACCAUUUGCCAGAGGCGAACCAUGAAUCUCCCUUUAAAUGAAUCUGCGAUUUUGGCGAUUCGUUUAGAUGCAAUAAAUUACGACAGAACGGACGCAGGUGAUGAAGCAGAGCAGGAAGGGAAGUGUAUAUUCACCACGCAAGAGAGUUCCAUAAUGACAAAUUUCGCUGAGAGGGAGGUGCCGAAGAGUAGGAGUGAUAAAUAGUAAUUUUAAUAUGCCAAUAAACCAAUGCGUAAACGAGA